Molecule: messenger RNA, 375 nt
Organism: Schizophyllum commune H4-8
Lineage: Eukaryota; Fungi; Basidiomycota; Agaricomycetes; Agaricales; Schizophyllaceae
Exons: 1
Source: RefSeq, a predicted model, not a curated record
AUGAAGAACACGCACGUCCUCGAGCGCGCAUACGAUAUCACCCGAGACUGGCUACGCCGUGCAGGCCUGGACGUGGACCGCGUCAAGCGAGAGCUGAUGCACUACACCCGGCGCAAAUGCGACGAGCAGUCCCCCUCCGCACGCCUCUCGAAUGGGGAUGGAAGCUUCACAACCGUACCAACGAGCUCCACGGUGCGAUGGCUGGGCAUAUUCUUUGACCGUAAACUGCUUUUCAACAGACACGUCCAAACGUUAGCGGCUCGCGCCGAAAACACAGUGCAGGGGCUCACAAUGCUCGCGAACACCGUGCGCGGGCUGCACCAAAUGCAUAUGCGACACUUAUACAAGGCAUGUGUCAUACCAGUCAUGUUUUAC